This is a messenger RNA of Trifolium pratense (red clover), 4024 nucleotides long. RefSeq names its product DNA-directed RNA polymerase III subunit 2-like. Lineage: Eukaryota; Viridiplantae; Streptophyta; Magnoliopsida; Fabales; Fabaceae. Bases 326 to 3685 code for a protein of 1119 amino acids. Gene Ontology annotation, cellular component: RNA polymerase III complex. Gene Ontology annotation, molecular function: DNA binding; DNA-directed RNA polymerase activity; ribonucleoside binding. The record is from RefSeq and is a predicted model, not a curated record. Gene Ontology annotation, biological process: DNA-templated transcription. The transcript is spliced from 40 exons.
AACACAAGCCUUUUUCUCCUUUUUCAUUUUGCGAACCCUAGAUGUGAACGACGAAUGAUGCGGCGAAUUGAUUUUGCAUUGAUUGAUUGUCUGUAUUGAAUUGAAGGAUAAUAAUUGAGCUUCAUAAUUACUCCAGUUAUUUUACUUUUUUUGAUAUUUUAAUUCACACUUCUAAUUUACUGGAAUCAGGCUUCUCAGUCUCAUACUUACCCUAACAUUUGUUAUAAUCUCAGAUUCACACUUCUAAUUUGCUGGAAUCAGGCUUCUCAGUCUCAUACUUACCCUAACAUUUGCUAUAAUCUCAGGUGUUGGCAAACUUGCUCUGAUGGAACCUCUUGUUUCAGACUUCUUCAAGGCUAGAGGACUCACAAAGUUUCAAAUAGAUUCAUUCAACAACUUUGUGAAUGUCGAUUUAAAGAGAACCGUUGAUGUUAAUGGAUUUAUCACGGUCAAGUUAUCUACGGAUGACGAAAACCAAUUUUCUUUGCGGUUAUUGGAUGCCCGAAUUGGUCGUGAUGAUAUCACCCGCACCCCACUUGAGUGCCGAUCAUGCGAUCUAACGUACACGGCUCCGAUACUUGUCGAUAUUGAAUACUCUCAAGGAAGAAGAGAUGAAAUACUGACACGAAAAGAGAACAAUGUUAAAAUCGGAAGAUUGCCGAUUAUGCUGCGGAGUUCUUGUUGUCUCUUGUACAAGAAAGAUGAAAAAAAGCUUGCAGAACUUGGUGAGUGUCCUCUUGAUCCCGGAGGAUAUUUUAUUGUUGAAGGGAAAGAGAAGGUUUUCUUAAUACAAGAGGAAAAUUUUGACAAAGGGAUCACUGUAUCCACAAAUGGUGAAGGAAAUGUUACUGCAUCUGUUACAAGCAGCAAAGAUAAGAUAAAAACAAAAACUAUCAUCACAAUGCAAGAUGAGAAGUUGUCGGUACAAUUGGAUGAAGUUACUAAGGUUCCUCUUAUGGUUGUAAUGAAAGCUAUGGGGAUGGAUAAAGAUGAAGUUAUACGAAUGAUUGGACAUGAUCCUUCUUAUGAUUCACUGCUUGAGCCAUCCAACGUGGAAUGCACCAACGAGGGUGUAAAUACAAAAAAACAAGCAUGGGCGUACCUCAAUUCAAAGGUCAACUGUCCUGGGUAUUCAAACAGGAAAUCUAAAAAGGGCGGAAAAGCACUAUUUUUCCUUAAAGAUGUAUUUCUUCCAGAAGUAUUGGUGGAUGGUGAUAAUUUUCUACCAAAAUGUAUAUUUGUUGGGGCUUUGGUGAGACGCAUAAUGGAUGCAUUUCGAAAUAACGAUGUGUUGGACGACAAGGAAUUUAUGGGUAACAUCCGACUAAAGCUACCUGGCGAGUUAUUAUCUCUUCUUUUUGAGGAUCUGUUCAAGUCUUGGAUAAAUGAAGUUCAGAAAGCGGCUCAGAAAAAGCUAGUCGAGUGGGCCCCGACCAAGCGAGACAAGUAUGGUCAUGAUACUACAUUCAGCAUGAAGGACUUUCUUGAUCGUGGAGGAGUUAGUUUCACUCGUGGUUUGGAGUUGACUCUCAAGACUGGAAAUUUUAAAGUUAAAGGGUUCAAUAUUGAUAGGAAAGGAGUAACACAGGUGCUACGGAGGUUAUCAUUUGUGAAUGCUUUGGCCCACAUGACCGAAGUUUUUCAACAGUUUGAGAAGUCCAGUGAAGUAAGUGGUGCUAGAGCUGUGCAUCCUAGCCGGUUUGGCAUGUUUUGUCCAUGCGAUACUCGUUUAGUUGAAGCCUGUGGACUAGUAAGGAACCUGGCUUUGAUGACUCAUGUCACUGCAAAUGUAGAGAAAGACUGCUCUAUUGAUUUGAUCCGUUUGGGUGUUCAACCGAUUGAGUCUCUCGAAGGAAUUUAUCUUCAUACACCAGAUUCCUAUGUUGUCAUUUAUAAUGGUGUGAUCCUUGGCAGGCAUGCAAACCCACAGGGUUAUGCUAAUCAUAUAAGAGGUAUGCGGAGAAGAGGUGGUGGUAUCAGCAAGUUUCUCAGUGUACAUGUCAAUGAAAAGCAGUGUUGUAUCUACUUAGCUUCUGAUGGUGGUAGAGUUUGUCGUCCUCUUGUCAUUGCUGACAAAGGGACCUCCAAAAUAAAAGAUCAUCAUAUGAACGAGUUGAAGGAAAGAAAGCGCACAUUUGAUUCUUUUGUAGAAGACGGUUUGGUUGAAUAUCUUGAUGCUAAUGAGGAAGAUGAUGCUUUGAUUGCAUUAUGUGAAGAAGAUGCACAAUUAGGAACAACACAUAUUGAGAUUGAUCCUUCUACUAUCUUAGGAGUUUUGGCGGGGAUAAUUCCAUAUCCUCAGCAUAAUCACUCAAUUGGAAACUUCAAACAGUGCACAGUAGGGAAACAAGCAAUUGGAAAUAUAGCAUCUAACCAGUUAUGUCGGAUGGAUUCCUUGCUUAACCUUCUGGUUUAUCCGCAACGACCUUUGCUGACUACAAAAGCAAUUGAGCUAGUUGGAUAUGAUAAGCUUGGAGGAGGCCAGAAUGCCAUUGUAGCUAUAAUGAGCUAUAGUGGUUAUGAUACAAGGGAUGCAAUUGUCAUGAACAGAUCGUCCAUUGAUCGGGGUUUUGGUCGUCGCACAGUUAUGAAAACUGAUACCGUCAUCAAACAAAACUAUACGAAUGGCACAUCCGAUCGGUUUCGCUGUCCCAAUAGAAUUGCAGACACUACUGGACGUAUGCAGAUUCUUGAUAAUGAUGGGAUUGCUGCUCCAGGGGAAGUUCUUAGGCCAUAUGACAUUUAUAUCAACAAGGAAUCACCAAUUGAUCUCCAUACUCUAAACAAAGGACUAUUAGAUGAUGGGGCAUAUAAGUCCACUGCACCAAGAUUUAAAGCUCAUGGCAGUGAAAUCGUUGAUAGGGUAGUUCUUUGCACUAAUCAGAAUAAGAACAUGUGUAUCAAAUUUCGAACCCGUCACACUCAUAGGCCUGAGGUCGGUGAUAAAUUUAGUUGCAGACAUGGGCAGAAAGGUGUUUGUGGAACAAUUGUCCAGCAGGAAGACUUGCCAUUUUCUGAGAAGGGCAUUUGUCCAGAUCUGAUUAUAAAUCCUCAUGGGUUUCCAAGUGGAAUGACUGUAGGGAAGAUGAUAGAGCUUCUUGGCGGGAAAGCGGGGGCUUUAUGCCAAAAAAUUCAUUAUGGCAGUGCUUUUGGGGAAGGAGGUGGUCACAAUGACAACAUUGAAACCAUAAGUGAAACUCUUGUUAAACAUCAUUUCAGCUACAGUGGGACAGACUUCAUGUAUUCAGGUAUUACGGGUUGCCCAUUGCAAGCAUAUAUUUUUAUGGGACCAAUAUACUACCAGACAUUAAAACACAUGGUGCUUGACAAGAUGCGUGCUACUCAUGGUUGUCGUACUAAUCUUGACAUCCUAACAAGACAACCUAUGAAAGGUAUACGCAUUGGAGAAAUGGAAAGAGACUGCUUAGUUGGAUAUGGUGCUAGUUUGUUGAUUUUUGAGCGAAUGAUGUUAUCUAGUGAUCCUUUUGAAGUUCAGGUCUGUAGAAAGUGUGGGUUGUUAGGAUAUUACAACCAUAUGCUGGAAAUUGGUAUUUGUUCUUCUUGUAAGGACUCAGACAAUAUUUCUACCAUUAAGCUACCAUAUACAUUCAAGCUCUUAAUACAGGAACUCCAAUCUAUGAAUAUUGUUCCCCGCUUAACACUUGGAGAAGAAUGCCAAAGAUGAAGAAUGCAUGUUUUGUUGUGGAAUGCAUGUUAAUCUCAAACAAAUACAGGGGAAAGUAUUCGGUUUUGUUGAACUCUUUAAUGUUGUGCAACCCAAACCAAAAAUUUUGGAGUAGAAAAAAUCUUGUUCAUUCAUUAGCUUCGUUUUUCUUGGGACAAGAUUUUUGUUAGUUUCUAUCGCACACUAUACCAUACAAUGAUGAUCACAUGCUAUAUUAAUGAUCGUUGAUAUAUGUUUAGUAACACUUUUAUCUUAGCUUGUUCUUUUUGAACUUGAAAAACAAAAUUCUUCUAAAAUUGAUUUUCUUAAAAUUAAGUUUGAAAGGAAGGUUUUGUCUAA